UUUUCAGGUCAACAAAAAGUGUCUGAAAAGGCUUGGUCUUCAGGUGGUUAGAAGAGUGGAUCAUGCCAAAGUUCUGCACUACAUAGGAGCAGGGGUUGCCUUCCCAACCAUAUGAUGUUCAUUUUUUUCCAGUGUAUCCUGACAUAUCGCAUGGCACACACUUACUGGAACUGGUGGGCUGGACAUGUACGCUGUGUUCUUACAUUAUUUGGGCUGGUCAUUUUAGUGCUCAGUGGUGUUUUCUUCAUCCAGGAAGGCUUUGUGCUUCAACACUUGGCUGCUCUCUUUGAAUGGACCUUUAUAAUAAAUGUUCUUGUCUACUAUGGAACUUUUGCCUUUGAAUUUGGGGCAAUCACCACAGAUACAUUCCUGGUGCUCCUCAAGGCAAGCAGGGCCCCAAAGAGUUAUAAGUCAGGAACCAGCACUCCAGCCACACCUCAUGCUCACAGCACUUCUGAGAAUUUGGCCAUGAUAUGA
Messenger RNA from Staurois parvus, 477 nucleotides. The record is from the annotation of a GenBank genome assembly. Lineage: Eukaryota; Metazoa; Chordata; Amphibia; Anura; Ranidae.